Dacryopinax primogenitus is the source of this 666-nucleotide messenger RNA. RefSeq lists its product as uncharacterized. The record is from RefSeq and is a predicted model, not a curated record. NCBI's taxonomy places the organism in Eukaryota, Fungi, Basidiomycota, Dacrymycetes, Dacrymycetales, Dacrymycetaceae. The coding region runs from base 422 to 643 and encodes 73 amino acids. The transcript has 3 exons.
AUCGCCGCUACUUGGUUCCAUCUGAGGCCCGAAGGCGACUGGAGCCUUGUCCACCACUUCUGUUUACCCUUCCAACUGAAACGAGUCACAUUUCCUGCGUGAACCGCCGGACAUGUAAUCAAGAAAGGCUGCCACGGGAAUCCGCGGCUGGAUGGAUAGCAUCGGAUCCGGAGGAUGAAGUCAUGGGGGAACGAAUGAGGAAUUGUACUUCCCCUGCCUUAAUCCCACUGAUUGUAUUGCCGUAUCUAGAUAACGAUUUUGCCCGACAUCAAGGGAUGGUGCCGUGCCAUUGAUUCCCCAGUGGUGUCUUGAAUCCUGGCCAUGCUCCCGUUCCUUCAACUGUAUUCGAGGCCGCACAGCUCUCCGCCUUCUCGUUCCUCCCGGCGUGCGGGAGUUCUGCUUCGCAGCCAAGCCAGGAGAUAUGCACACCACCCCGGAACAAAACAGUUUCGCCCGGGUUUUCCAGGGAUCCUCCUCGACGAACGCUGCAUCAAGAGUUCCGCCAUCUUGCAAGGCUGCGGGUUGCGACUACUCGGUUCAAGCGUUGCUGUGCGUUGUGCAUGAAACGGAAACGAUUGGGAUUCAGUGGAUGAAUGGCCUGUUAUCGAUCAUGCAUCAUGGGAAAGUGGUGCCGUGGGGAUAAAGAGGGGGCCGGUCAUGUAAUGC